CUGUACGCUACACAACAACAAUGACAUAUCAUAUGAUAUUAAAACUGUAAAUACUGACACACGUGACCACCCAUACACCCACUGCCACACCACUAAACACAUUGAUUGCCUGUCAAUUUGACAGUCAUUUACUUAACUACUGUACAUGUAUUACUGGUGUAAUGACUAGUCUAUUGAAUACCACUGUAUACAACUAUUUCUAAAAAGUCGACGGUCACUGAAGAGAUUGAUCCGAAAGGAAAGGAGCGAUGAGUUCAUCGAAACGCUUCGAAGACCUCAAAGACGAGUUGAGUUCAGUUGAGGAGAGGAUUAGAGUUCAAGGAAGACAUCAACUAAAUGAGUGGACACUGAACCGGAUGUGUAGUGAAGGCGAUGCCAUAGUGGAGCUCAUGAGACGGGAAGUGGAAUCGACACCAACUGUGGUUCAGAAGGAAAUGCACUGCAAUUGGAGUGAAGUGUCGAAGAGUUGGAAUGCAUUCAAAGGCGAU
Oppiella nova is the source of this 488-nucleotide messenger RNA. NCBI's taxonomy places the organism in Eukaryota, Metazoa, Arthropoda, Arachnida, Sarcoptiformes, Oppiidae. The record is from the annotation of a GenBank genome assembly.